AUGUCCAGUGAGGUUCUCGCGGCAUCUGCUCACGCGAUAGAGCCCGAUACACUCAACAUGGUCGCCCCUCUGACCGUCUCUGACGUGUCGGACGCUACCGAGGAAGAGGCAAGCGACGCGGAGGAAGACGACGGUGAGGAAGAAGACGCGGAGGAAGACGACGGGGAAGACGACGAUGGGGAAGAAGACGAUGGGGAAGAAGACGAGGGGGAAGAAGACGGUGGGGAAGAAGACGAUGGGGAAGAAGACGAGUCAAUGGAUGAGAACGUGGCGCCAGAGGGGAUGCCUCGUUUGUACAUGUGGGAUUUUGGGCAGUGCGAUGCUCGUCGGUGCAGUGGACGUAAGUUGAAGCGGCACGGGAAGGUGAAGGAGUUGAGACGUUCGCAGCCGUUCCGUGGAGUGAUUUUGGCUGCGCAAGCGACCCGUACAUUGAGUUUGGCGGACGCGGAUAUCGUGCGGCGUAAGGGUGUGUGUGUGAUCGAUUGUAGUUGGAACAAGAUCAGUGAGGUCCCGAUCAAGCGCCUGUUGGCGGCGGGUGAGCCACGCAAGUUGCCCUACAUGGUCGCUGCGAAUCCGUGUCAUUACGGUCGCCCUUUCGAACUCAAUUGCGCCGAAGCUCUUGCUGCCACACUCUUCAUCACCGGGUUCUAUCCCCACUCUGCCUGGAUCCUGCGCAGCUUCAAAUGGGGACACUCCUUCUUCCAAGCCAACGAACGAGCACUUGACAUCUACGCUGAAUGCGCCACCGAAAAAGACGUGCUUGAACAACAAGACAAAAUAGCCAACUCCAAGAAGACCCGACGAGCUGCAUACCAAUCUAGGUAA
Molecule: messenger RNA, 825 nt
Organism: Gregarina niphandrodes
Lineage: Eukaryota; Apicomplexa; Conoidasida; Eugregarinorida; Gregarinidae
Product: putative ribosome biogenesis protein
Exons: 1
Coding region: 1-825 (274 amino acids)
Biological process (GO): maturation of SSU-rRNA
Molecular function (GO): rRNA small subunit aminocarboxypropyltransferase activity
Source: RefSeq, a predicted model, not a curated record